Molecule: messenger RNA, 1392 nt
Organism: Colletotrichum higginsianum IMI 349063
Lineage: Eukaryota; Fungi; Ascomycota; Sordariomycetes; Glomerellales; Glomerellaceae
Product: FAD dependent oxidoreductase
Exons: 1
Coding region: 1-1392 (463 amino acids)
Molecular function (GO): oxidoreductase activity
Source: RefSeq, a predicted model, not a curated record
AUGCGUUCGCAACUGUUGUCGCUUUGCGCCCUGGGCGCAUCGCUAAUUAGCGCGACUCCUGUCGACCUCGGCUGCUACGACGAGUCCGCCUUCAAGCCCGAGGACAUCAUCCAUCGCGACGUCCUCAUUGUCGGCGGAGGAGCCACCGGAACUUAUGCCGCUGUCCGUCUCCGGGACCAGAACAAGACCGUCGCCGUUGUCGAGCGCGCCGAGAGACUCGGCGGUCACGUCAACACCUUCAGAGACCCCGCAACCGGUGCUCCCAUCGACUAUGGUGUGCAGGCGUACAUCCAGAACAAUGAGACGACCCAAUUCUUUGAGCGCUUCGGGGUCCAGCUGAACACGUCCGCCCUGUCUCCCUUCCCGAGCACAGUCGUCGACUUCAAGACCGGCUUCGUCGUCCCCAAUGCCUCGGUCGUCGACCCCAACACCCUUGUCGGCCCUCUGGCGAACUACCUCUUCGCCACCCUUAACUUCGACUUCCUGGCCCAGGGUGCUUACGACAUCCCCGAGAAUGUCCCCGAGGACCUGCUGCUGCCCUUCGGACAGUUCGUCGAGAAGUACAACCUGACCGAGGUUGUCCAGGUCGUCUGGAUCUUCGCCCACGGUGUCGGCAACCUGUUGGAGACGCCCACGCUUUACGUUCUGCAGAAUUUCGGCCAGCCCCACCUGCUUGGUCUCUCCGCCGGUUACUUGUAUGCCCCUGGCGGUAACCAGCAGGUCUACGACAAGGCCGGGGCUUUCCUUGGAGACGACGUCUUGUACUCCAGCGUCGUGGUCGCCUCUAAGCGUACUGAUGAGGGUGUCACCGCCGUCGUUGCUUCCGCCACCGGCCGUAAGCUCAUCAAGGCCAACAAGCUUCUCCUCACCAUCCCUCCCACUGUUGAGAACCUGGCACCCUUUGACCUUGACGCUUCCGAAACUUCGGUCUUCGAGCAGUGGCAGGAUGUGCCCUAUUACGUUGGAGUUGUCUCCAAAACUGGUCUGCCCGACCAGACCAACUUCCUCAAUGUCGACGUCACUGCCGCCGCUGCCCUUCCCCAGAAGCCUUUUGUUUGGCGCCUGGAGACAGUCGGCGUGCCGGGAUACCAGACCGUCAAGGUCAUUGGCGAGCCUGACUCGUCCAAGGCCCAGGGCUUGGUUGUCGACGCCGUCCGCAAGGUGGGGGUCUCUGUCGGGGCUUACGCUGGGGGUGCCGACUUCAGCGCUUGGGAGCAGCACAAGAACCUCCAGCUUCACGUGUCACCGGAGGCAGUCAAGGCUGGCUUCUAUCGCAACCUUUACGCCCUUCAGGGCAAGAGAAGCACCUACUACACGGGCAACGCUUGGUGCUCCGACUACUCUCCCCUCCUGUGGGCAUUCACAGAGACUAGAAUCCUUCCCUCUCUUUGA